AUGUAUCUCCCUGCUGACAUCCCUGAUGAGAUGACUGCUUCAGAGUGUUCUAACAAUGAUCAAAACAGUCCAGAACCCGAGCAUGUUCCUGAACCUGUUAAGAGUACAGAGAGUUUACCCAUUACUGAGCCAAAUAAGUCAUCCAGUUGUGUGCAAGAACCUGAUAACAGACCUGUACCCCCCAAUACAGGUGAGACACAAACAAAACAACAACCAGGAAUGUGCUGGGCUUGCAAGUGGUCGAUGAAGAAGCUGAAAAAACAGAUCUCCAAUGGAGCAACUCCGGACGAUAUUAAAAAGAAGCUGGAGAUGGUCUGUGAUGAGAUUGGCUUCCUAAAGUCACUGUGUAGGAAGUUUGUGAACAAGUACAAGGACACUCUGGUCGAAGAACUUUCAACUACUGAAGACACUGAAACCAUCUGUAUUAAUAUUGGAGUUUGCAAGAAAUAG
Molecule: messenger RNA, 450 nt
Organism: Sinocyclocheilus rhinocerous
Lineage: Eukaryota; Metazoa; Chordata; Actinopteri; Cypriniformes; Cyprinidae
Product: antimicrobial peptide NK-lysin-like
Exons: 4
Coding region: 1-450 (149 amino acids)
Biological process (GO): lipid metabolic process; defense response to bacterium
Source: RefSeq, a predicted model, not a curated record